AUGCCGGGGAUCGGUGACAGCAGGCAUUUUCUCAACCCCCCUUCGCCGUCGCCCGUGAUCGAGUGGUCGCCGACGCCAUCGGCGCAGCCUCGACGCCUCGCACCUCGACCUCGGGUGCUAGUACCCGCGACGCCGGAGCCAUCUCAGGCGUCCAGUUUGGUCCAACGCACGCAGACGCAGCGGGGGGCACGCCGGCAGGCGGGUAGGAGCGCGCCAGGCACGCGCUUCCGCUUCUCCGCCGCAAAGUAUUUUAUGACGUACUCUCAGAUAGGUGACGUCGACAACGGCACUUUGUGCCGCUUCUUCGCCGACUUCUCCGUGCCUAUCAAGCACUGGAAGGCGGUGGAGGAGCAUCACGUGGACGGUGGACGGCAUUGGCACGUCAUCGUCGUGUUCGAGACCGCAUUCCGUGGUAGGAACGAGCGGAUAUUCGACAUAGAAGGUAUACAUCCGAACAUACACAUCAGCGGCAACAAGGACCUUCUCGCCAAGUGGAAUUACAUCCACAAGGAAGAAGGCGCCGCCUUGCUCGGCCCUUGGGAGGGACCCGAGCCGAUUACCGUCGAUACCGACAUCAAGAAGAAGGACGACCGAUGGGCCCACAUCCUCGAGGCCUCUUCGGCCGACGAGUUCAUGGAACGAGCGCGUGCACUGGCCCCCUACGAUUACACGAUCAACCACGAUCGGAUAAUCAGUAUAGGAAUACCGGAGAUGGAGGAGUGGGUCGAGACCCAGUUCCAUAACAGGGAUAGGCCCAAGUGCCUCGUCCUGUACGGUCCCUCUAGGACGGGGAAGACUCAGUGGGCGCGUGCGCUCAAUCACAUCAUCGCUCGCCAGGAAGGGGUCGACGACCCUUGUCAUAUCGGGCACACAUGUUUAUAUGGGCCAACCAGUUCAAACGCCAAGAAGAUUGACGAGACGGCGAAGUAUAUCGUCCUGGACGACAUCGACUUGGACUAUUUCCCGUCCUAUAAGUCGUUCUUCGGUGGCCAGAAGGAGUUCGAGGUGACGGAUAAGUACGUCAGCAAGAUGACGGUGAGGUGGGGCAAGCCAUGUAUAUGGCUUAGUAACGAGGAUCCGAGGUUGAAGAAGAUAGAUCGACCUUGGAUAGAAGCUAACUGCAUCUUCGCGGAGGUGACCAACCCGCUGUACGAUGUAGAUGAUGGCAAUGUGCCGAUCGUGGAGGAGGAGGAGAGAGCAUAUGGUCCUCUCAUCGAAGAUGAAGACCCAACAGUGUAUCUAGAAGAUAUACCUGUCAUUAGAAAUGGACAGAUCAAUGUAAAUAUUACAUAUUUAAUUUUAAGAGGGACGCCUGCCUUCGCUAGCGUCUUGGUUGAUGAACGUGUCAAUAACGUGAUAUACGUGUGGUGA
Molecule: messenger RNA, 1371 nt
Organism: Suillus subalutaceus
Lineage: Eukaryota; Fungi; Basidiomycota; Agaricomycetes; Boletales; Suillaceae
Exons: 6
Coding region: 1-1371 (456 amino acids)
Biological process (GO): DNA replication
Molecular function (GO): structural molecule activity
Source: RefSeq, a predicted model, not a curated record